CCAAAGUCCAAACCAACCCAACUCUGAUCUCUAUCUCUUUAAGCAACUGUAAGCAUCAUAAUUCAUAAGUCACAGCAGCUUGGUAGCCCAUCCCCCUAAAACAAGGUCCCUUUGUUGUUCAGAACCUGAGGCUACUGACCUAACUGUGCUGUAUUGCCAUAAAAGUCCAACUUCUCUGCACAACCCCACCUCCCUCCUUGCCUCGUUUAACCUGUCUCUCUCCCUUUUUAAUUCCCACCCUUUUCACCGUUCUUCUCCAACUUUCCCUUUCAAUUUCCACCCUUUAAAAAGCUUAUUGGUUUCUUGCUGUCUUGGCCAUUUCUUCCACAAUGGAUGACUACUAUAAACGGAGCGGUCAAAUUCCGGCGUUUGGGGACUGGGAUUAUGCCAAUGAGCUGCCAAUCACUCAGUAUUUUGAGUGUGCAAGGCAAGCUGGUUUGAUCAGGUUCAGCUCUUCUUCUGGUGAGAGCGAUGUUCCGGCAGCCUAUCUGCAUGCUGACUUGUAUGCUGUUGAUGUUAAGAAGAUGAAGAAGAAGCCUUCUCGUGUUGUUGUUGCUCCUAAUUCUCGAAAGACAACUGCAAGAGGGAGAGAAAAGAGAUGCACUCAAAACCCGCAUGUCAAGGAGCAAAAGAAGCAGCAGCAUCAAGCUAAGGUCCAUGACGAAGUGACUGAACCGUCAAAGCUACACUACCAGCAGUAUCACACUCGCCGCAACGAUGCCGUUUUGCGACCAAGGAGGCCUCCCAAGCCGGUUGAUGAAGACCUCUACAAGAUACCACCUGAGCUCCUUCACUCUACCAAGCGGAAGAAAAUGCUGGGAUUGUUCUCUUGCUUGGUGCCUGCUUGUGCUUCAUGAGUUUGGAAUCCACAGGGAGGGGGAGGGGGUAAUCAUUUGCUCCUAGGAAAGGAAAGAAUGCCCCUAUAGCGAUUGAUCACUAGGGAAAUAUGUCACAAACACUAGUACUGCUGCUCUUAUUUUGAUGGGGAUGUAACAAUCAGCAAUAGAUAACUUUGACGUUAAUGCCAUUAGGAUUCACUCUUUUGUUCUUUUUAACUUUUUGAGCUGAUGUCAAAGACCAAGAAAGGUUAAUUUGUAUCCUACAUUGCUAAUGAUAGUUAUUUCACCCUC
Fragaria vesca subsp. vesca is the source of this 1130-nucleotide messenger RNA. RefSeq lists its product as uncharacterized. The coding region runs from base 330 to 857 and encodes 175 amino acids. The transcript has 5 exons. The record is from RefSeq and is a predicted model, not a curated record. NCBI's taxonomy places the organism in Eukaryota, Viridiplantae, Streptophyta, Magnoliopsida, Rosales, Rosaceae.